Cuculus canorus (common cuckoo) is the source of this 11451-nucleotide messenger RNA. RefSeq lists its product as uncharacterized. The record is from RefSeq and is a predicted model, not a curated record. Lineage: Eukaryota; Metazoa; Chordata; Aves; Cuculiformes; Cuculidae. The transcript has 2 exons. Bases 5978 to 7075 code for a protein of 365 amino acids.
CAUUUGUGAAGGCCAGAAGCAUACCAAGGGCAGUCAACUGAAGAUAAAGAAAUGCUGGUGUCCACACAAAUGAUGAGACAAUCUUCAAAUACAUAUGCAUGAAGAAAUGAUGUAAUCUGUUGAAUAUACAUUAGACUACGAAACACUUAAGGGUUAAAUUGCGGAUGUGCCGGGAUGGUCUUGGAACCUGAUUUGGGUUUGAAUACCCCAGGUUCCGGGGGCCUCGAAAUAAAGCACCACAUAUAACCUACCUGGAAUGGUUAUGUGUUUGUCUCUACGCUAACAGUUUUGGCGACCCAGAUGGGACCUUGCGGGCAUUGCUGAGGCGGCCCGCAUCGAUCUCGCUCCAGCCGGCACGGAGUGAUUCUUGGGGAGCCAUCGACCGCAGCCGACCUCCGCUGCCCCCGACGGACCAGGGAUAUCAGUAAGACACGGUGCUUUAUCGGGAAUGGUACCAACUUUGUCAGGUCUUGUGCCUAAUUUGGAACAGUACUAAAUUUUUCUACAGGUCUUGUGCCUAAUUAGGAAUUGUACCAAAUUUUUUGGGUCUUGUGCCCAAUCGGAAAGGUACCAUAUUUUCUGGUCUGGUAAAAGCCUGUCUGUUAGACGCGGCGAAAGCUAUGCUUGGUUGGGCUAGGGAGCUCCAGAGGAAAGCCUAGGCGCCAUCUGUAAGACAGUAGCGAAAGCUCUGCAGGUUCGGCAUCAGUGAUCUGUUCUGCAUUUUUGGUAAUCUAUAUUAUUCGUUAUCUGUAUUAUUCAUAAUCUGUAUUAUUCGCUUUGCAGGUUCAGCAACUGUAUUUUGAUCUUGUAUUUUUCAGUAAUCUGUAUUAUUCAUUACGUGGAAUUUUGUUUAGUUUGUUGUUUGAUGCUGGUCCGGACUGUUAUAAAAUGCCACCAACACCCAAGUCAUCACCGUUAGGGUGUAUUCUGAUGCAUUGGAAAGAGGGGCAGUUUGGGCAAGAAAUGCAAAAAAGGAAAUUGGUUGAGUAUUGUAAUGUAUGGUAGACACAGUAUAAUUUAGAGGAUCGGGUUCGUUGGCCAGAAAAUGGAACUUUAGACUAUAAUACCAUCCUACAAUUGAUGCUAUUUUGUAAGCGCGAGGGCAAAUGGGAUGAGAUACCAUAUGUAGAACUGUUCUUUAUUUUAAGAGGGAAAGAGGAAUGGAAGAAGGCAUGUGGGAUAAUGGUCGUUAAUACAAAAUCGGAUGAGCAAUGUGAGGGAUGUGUGACUGAGAAGAAAUGUAUGAAAUGUCUGGCAGUGGAAAAUGCUUUGCAGCAUAAGGAGGAUGAUGAUUUUGAUUUAUUAGUGGCUCCGUCGGCCCCACCAGCCCCCAGAGAUACUGGAGUAAAAGGUGAUGGGGAGGAUGAGGUAGAAAUAGAGGAACAGGAGUAUUCCACUACCCCAGUAUCCCACCGAACACAGCAAUGGGAUAUUCAAGUUAGACAGCAGGCACCCAGUGCUAUAUUAGCACCGCUUCGGCAGGGGGUUGGGGCAGAAGGACCCGUAUAUGUUAAAGUACCUUUCACUCCAGGAGAUCUGAUGCUCUGGAAACAAUCUGCUGGAACUUAUAGGGAGAACCCGAGUAAAGUGGCACGAGUUGUAAAGAUGAUUCUGAAAACCCAAAAUCCUGAUUGGGAUGAUAUACAGGUAUUACUGGACACUCUAAUGGACUCUUACAGAGAAGGAAAUGGUGUUGAGAACUGCCCGUGAAUGAGUUAGAGAAGACAGUAGGCAGGGGAUUGUCACAGGGACAGUUGAUCAGAAUUUUCCGACUGAAGAUCCUAUGUGGGAUUAUAAUACUGCAAGAGGAAUGGGAAAUCUGAGGAGAUACCAGGAGUGGAUAGUUGUUGGAGUACAAAAUGCUAUGCCAAAACCAAUCAAUUGGUCAAAACUGUAUAAUGUCAGGCAAGAGAAAACAGAAUCCCCGUCUGCAUUUUUGGAGCAGCUUAAAGAGGUAGCGAGGAAAUACACAGAUUUAGACGUAGAAACAGAGCAAGCUAAGGUGCAGCUGGCCCUGAUUUUCUUAGGGCAGUCGCAGGAUGAUAUCAGAAAGAAACUGCAGAAACUGGAGGGCGCGAAGCUGCGUGAUCUGAAUGGGCUCUUAGAGACUGCUUGGAAAGUGUACAAUAACCGCGAGAGGGAGAGUUCUCAAAGGCAACAGCGACAUCUGCUGGCGGUGAUGCAGGGCAGAGGCCAGAACAAUCCUGCAGGUCGAGGAAGAGGCUCGAUGCGCGGACGGGAAAGGGGGGGGUUGGAUUUAAUUGCUUGUUUAAUGACUUAGGACCAAGGUUGAAUAGAUUAGGCAUUAACCAAUGUGCAUAUUGCAAGCAGGAAGGACAUUGGAAGAAUGCGUGCCCGUACAGAAUGAGGCAGAAUUUGCAGCCAGGAAUCCCAUUUGGAAACACCGAAGUGGCCAAGGCAAUGGUUUUGGAGACUAUGAGAAUCAGAGCUGACUAGAAUCGGGAAAGGAUGAACCCCUAGUGAAAGUAAGGUUAGGAGGGAAAGAAGUGCAAUUUUUAGUAGAUACUGUUGCAACAUACUCAGUUUUAAAUUAUUUAUGUGGACAGAUAGGGAAAAAGACAACUACAACAGUGGGAGCCACAGGGAAAGAGGAAACCCGGCCAUUCAUGCAACCCCUGGAAUUACGAUUUGGAGGAAAGGAAAUAUGGCAUGAAUUCUUGUAUAUGCCUGAUUGUCCAAUCUCCCUGCUGGGACGGGAUUUGUUAUCUAAAUUAAAUGCAAGAAUUGUCUUUGAGGAUGGAGAAUUAAUUAUGCAAGUUCCAGAAUCAAAGUCAGGACAGAUACUAGUGUUGAAGGAAAAUCCAAAAGUUCAAGUACCCAGAGAAGUAGAAGAAGCUGUGACCCCUACGGUAUGGGAAACUGAUAUACCAGGGAAAUCAAAAAUGGCCCAACCGGUAGUAGUAGAAUUGAAGGAAGGAACGAAACCAGUACGAAUAAAACAAUAUCCCAUCAAAUUAGAGGCCCAAUAUGGAAUAGUGAAAAUUAUUGAAAAAUUCUUAAAUUUUGGAGUAUUAGAAGAAUGUGAAUCUGAAUAUAACACCCCAAUUUUUCCAGUAAAGAAACCAAAUGGAGAAUAUAGAUUGGUACAGGACUUAAGGGCUAUUAAUGAAAUCACGAAAGACAUACAUCCGGUAGUAGCUAACCCAUACACAUUGUUAACAUCUGUGAAGGAGAAAUACAAAUGGUUUACAGUAAUUGAUUUAAAAGAUGCCUUCUUCUGUAUUCCUCUCGACAAAGAUAGUAGGAAAUUCUUUGCUUUUGAAUGGGAGAACCCACACAAUGGAUGAAAAAUGCAGUUGACAUGGACAAGGUUUCCACAGGGAUUCAAGAACAGUCCAACGCUUUUUGGGAACCAGCUGGCAAAAGAAUUGGAAUCAUGGACAAUGCAGGAGAAAGUUCAGGUACCGCGAUCACAGUAUCUUCUGCUACAAUAUGUGGAUGAUAUUUUAAUUGCAACAGAACACAAAUCAGUAUGUAUCCAAGUGACAAUUGAAAUUUUAAACCAAUUAGGCCUUAAUGGGUACAAAGUCUCGAAAGUUCAAAUUGCCUGAACAACUGUAUUAUAUUUGGGUUGUGAAAUAACACAGGGACAACGAUGACUAGGAAUGGAUCGUAUUAGAGCAAUCCGUGCGAUUCCAGAGCCUCAAAACUUACAUGAAUUAAGGACAUUUUUGGGUAUGGCAGGCUGGUGUAGGUUGUGGAUAUUGGAUUAUGGACUCAUAGCAAAACCUCUAUAUGAGGCACAAAAGUCACCAACUUUCAUCUGGGAAGGACCUCAGAGGGAGGCCUUUAAGGAAUUAAAAGAAGCCCUGACUAAGGCACCAGCAUUAGGCCUGCCGGAUUUGACUAAGGACUUCCAGUUGUUUGUCCAUGAAAGGCAACGCUGGCACUACGGGUCUUAACGCAGAAGCUGGGAAGCUGGAAACGACCAGUAGGGUACUUUUCUAAACAGUUAGACCCUGUGAGUGCUGGCUGGCCAUCAUGUUUGAGAGCGGUAGCAGCAACGGUGAUCUUGAUACAAGAAGCCAGAAAAUUGACUUUGGGAAAGCAUAUUGAGGUAUAUGUACCUCAUAUGGUGUUAACUGUCCUAGAACAAAAAGGGGGGCAUUGGCUUUCCCCUAGCAGGAUGAUGAAAUACCAGGCAGUACUGACCGAACAAGAUGAUGUAAGUUUAAAAACAACUAAUCUGUUAAAUCCAGCAGCCUUCUUAGGAGCACCUGUGGAAGACGGCCCUUUGGAACAUGAUUGUGUGGAAGUUAUUGAACACACUCAUGCAACAAGGGCUGACUUGAAGGAUACCCCACUUGAACAGCCUGAUCAAGAACUUUUUACAGAUGGAAGUAGUUAUGUAGAAAACGGGACACGAUAUGCCGGGUAUGCGGUAACCACACAAAAUAGGGUAAUAAAAGCAGAAGCACUUCCUGUAGAAACUUCAGCACAGCGAGCAGAAAUAAUAGCUCUCACAAGAGCCUUGGAAUUGAGCAGGGAUCAACGAGUAAAUAUAUGGACGGACUCAAAAUAUGCAUUUGGAGUGGUUCAUAUAUAUGGAGCACUAUGGAAAGAACGAGGACUCCUAUCUUCGCAAGGUAAGAACAUAAAAUACUAAAAAGAAAUUCUGGAUUUGAUAACUGCUGUACAGUUACCCAAACAGGUGGCGAUCAUGCACUGUAAAGCACAUCAACGAGGAGAUUCCAAAAUAGCUGAAGGAAAUGCGUUAGCGGACCGGACAGCUCGACGGAUUGCACGACAGGUAUCAAAUAUGAUGGCCUUAAUACCCACGAAGGUAAGCCCUUUACAAAAUUAUUUAAUGCAGAAGCCAAAGUACUCGGAGGAGGAUGAGAAAUCAGCUAGAUCACUGAAGGCCCAGUUGGGUUCAGAUGGAUGGUACCUAACUGCAACUGGACAAGUAAUUGUACCACCUAUCAUUAUGCGGACAGUUUUGCAAACGUAACAUCAGAAAUGUCACUGGGGAGCAGAAGCUUUAGUGGCAUAUUUAAAGCGCAGCAUAAUCUCGACACGGAUGUUAACAAUGGCAAGGUCAAUAAAUUCAAAAUGUGAAAUCUGUUUGAAGAACAAUCCAGUGGUUAGAAAAGGAAUAGAAAUGGGACAUAUCAGAGUAGGUAUGGAACCGGGUGAUUAUUGGCAAAUUGAUUUUGUUGAAUUACCUAAAAGUCAAGGAUACAGGUACUUGUUAGUUGGAGUUGGCACUUUUUCUGGAUGGCUGGAAGCCUUUCCUUGUCGCACUAACCAAGCUAAGGAGACAGUGAAAUGGCUGCUGCGAGAGAUUAUUCCAAGAUUUGGGGUACCCCUAGGCCUAUCUUCAGAUAGGGGACCACAUUUCGUAGCAGCUAUAGUUCAAGAGGUAAGCAAGAUGUUAGGAAUCUCUUGGAAUCUCCACGCACCGUGGAGACCACAGUCAAGUGGACAAGUAGAAAAGAUGAAUCAGACAAUUAAGCCGCAGAUCAGUAAGAUAUGUCAAGAGGCUAAAAUUCAAUGGCCACAGGCGUUACCAAUAGCACUCCUAAGGAUAAGAAUUAAGCCAAGGAUUGGGAUGACAGUAAGCCCUUAUGAAAUCCUUUUUGGAAAACCAUAUGAGGCGCCACAACCAAAUCCAAAAGUGCACAUAAAAGGGAAUCAAGAUGUAUAUAACUAUGUACUGUCUCUCAGUAGAACUCUGACGCGGCUAUGAAGUGCCCUGAUCUGGAACUGUCCAUUAUCAUUAGAAAAUCCAGUACACGAAACUGAGCCAGGAGACCAGGUCUACAUUCGAGAUUGGAAUGAAGAAGCACUGAAAGAACGGUGGAAUGGACCGUACUUGGUACUACUAACAACAUUUACUGCGGUAAAAGUAAAAGGAAUAGACUCUUGGAUUCAUUAUACCCGAGUGAAAAAGGUUCCUAGAAAUUGGGAAGUAGAAGCUCUUGGACCAACAAAACUGAGACUGAAAAGCAGAUAAAUGUCGAAUUUUGUGUAUAGUACCUUAAUUGUAAUCUGGUCCUUGACACCCCUAAUGGUUAUCACUUUUGUAGAGGUUCUGCAGAAAAAGGAAGUGAUGAAAUCUGUCACUGGACAAAAUGCCACUCUGUUUUGCAAGUUCAGAAACGCUGUCCCGAGGAAUUUAGAAUCAAACAGGUAUGGAUGGGAAUUGCAGGGAAAACGGAAAUCUAGAGGCAAGGUGUCAAAUAAAUUCUGUUUUCAUAACCCCCUUCAGGAUCAUGGGAUAAAGGCAGGACAUUCAUACUAUCAGAUUCCUCUGGACAGUGAUAUACUUAUCUAUUGCCUAUUAGACAAUUCACGACCUAGGGAAUUUGGAUGGACAAGGAAUGGGAAGAAAAUCCCAAAUGAUGGCAGGCAUCUAACAGAAUUAAGAUUAGGAGGAAUGUUAGUUCAGACUAUUAGACAAAUAGAUGAAUCAGAUAUGGGAACAUACAGAUGCCAAUACCAGAAUGAAACUGCUUCCAGAUACAGUGAAAUAAACAUUACUAGAAUUAGAGUAAAACGAGCAAUAGAAUCAAUCCAACUGCCCCAGGUAAUAAAUAUACCUCGGGGUGAUCCUGAAGAAAAUCUGAUAAUUGGCCUAAUCAGGGAUUUUGCCAAAAUGCAAAAUACUAGUAGAAUUACGGCAUGUUUACCCUUGCUGAAAACAGCAGGGGAACCAAUAAAAUGGGGAAUAAUGACUUUUCCAUUCCCAAAGAAUGUAGGGAAUAAUACAGUAUGCAAACAAGAAACGAGAGUGUUACAGGUGAAACAAAAACAGUAUAUAAAGCAGCAAUGGAAAUUUCCAGGAAGGCGAGAAGAUUGUUACAAAUUACCAAACCAUCAGUUUGUCCAAAGUAGUUCAAUGUUUAGUUUUGGAGAUGUGGGAUGGUGUACAUAUGAUGCGGUUAGAGAAAUCAUAGCCCCUCAGGAGAGGAAGGAGUGGGUAUGCCGAGAAAAGGAUGAGGUAAACACAAAAUGGGAUUCUGUCUGGUCAACUAGCAUCUUACAAAAAUUUCAAUAUGGAGGUGACACACCUUGGUGUUUCAGAUGGACAGGGAAACAGUGUAACAAAUGAUUUAACAUUAUUGGCAACUAACAAAGUCAGACUGGAUAUCAUUGAGAGUGUUUCUUGGUGGAACUGCUCUAAGACUUUUGAUUGUGACACAGACCCUAGAUAGAUAACAAUCCCUCCUGUAAGAAUAGCUUUAAUAACAGGAUGUGCAUGUCGAGAUCUGAAAGUUAACGGAAAAGUAAUACCGAUCCCAGAAACAGAUUGCAGAUAUUCGACAAUACGUAGUAUGGGUAACUUUGUAUGGGCAGCUAACGAUGGAACCUGGACCACUCACCUCCCAAUGACAGGACCAGUACGGGAAAUAACUUUGGGCUUACCUACCCUAUGCCCAAUUUGGAAGCGAUCCCCUUUUAAAGGUAAAUUGGAAACCUUACAGAUUCGAACUAGGAGAGACAUAAACGAUGAUAUUGAAGAUAUAGACGAUGUUUGGCAAGAACCUUCAACUGGGGUUAAAGUAGGCUGGGCAUUGGAAUCUCUUUUUGCUCAGGUAGUUGCAUAUCGUAAUAGGGAAAUGAUUUAUAAUUUAAUUGGACAAACUGAAAGGUUAGCUAGAGUAACCAAGAAGGGAUUCAGAGAUCUAAAUUUGCAGUUGCAGGCCACAACAAAAAUGACCUUGCAGAACAGAAUGGCAUUAGAUAUAUUGCUAUUAAAAGAACAUGGAGUAUGCGGGUACCUCAAGGGCCGGACUGAUCAUUGCUGUGUACAUAUACCAAAUGUAACUGCAGACAUAGAAUAUGAUAUCUCACAACUCGGGAAAAUAGAAAAGGAGGCUGAAAGAGAAAAGGAGGUAAUUAGUCACAAUUGGAUCGGGGAACUGUUCAAUGGAUUAGGAAUCCAUCUUACUGGCUGGAUUCAAUCCCUGGCUGAAACACUAUUCACCUUCUUGCUUAUCUUUCUUGCAAUUUGUCUAGUAUAUCUGUGUAUCCAAAAAGAAAUUGUUCAUAAAAGCAAUUGGACACACAGAAUCAUUGGAGCCAUCACACGAGAAUACCCACAACACCCAACACUCCCGCUGGUUUACCAAGAAACAGCUAUGUAAAUGAAAAUACUUGCAGGAAAUGAAGUAUUUUCAAAGGGGGGAAAUGUUGGAAAAACGUUAAUUUAGCUGAAGAAUUAGGGCUCAAUUAAGUAAGAUUAGAAUUAUAGGUUAUGUAUAUUGUAUUUAGCAUUUGAUAUAUAUUGUAUUUAGCAUUUAAUUUUGUUGAUCUUUAUAGUUAAGUUUGUGCAGACUUCGUGUCUGUCUCUGUAGACAAUGACGGUUUUCUCACAGACCACAUAUAACCUUCACAAGUAUGAUAUUAGGGAGUGCUUAGAAAGAAUGUACUAACAACCUUAUCCGAGCAGAGCCUACGCUUUUACUAACAACCUUAUCUGAACACAGCCUACAUUUGUGAAGGCCAGAAGCAUACCAAGGGCAGUCAACUGAAGAUAAAGAAAUGCUGGUGUCCACACAAAUGAUGAGACAAUCUUCAAAUACAUAUGCAUGAAGAAAUGAUGUAAUCUGUUGAAUAUACAUUAGACUACGAAACACUUAAGGGUUAAAUUGCGGACGUGCCGGGAUGGUCUUGGAACCUGAUUUGGGUUUGAAUACCCCAGGUUCCGGGGGCCUCAAAAUAAAGCACCAUAUAUAACCUACCUGGAAUGGUUAUGUGUUUGUCUCUACGCUAACAGCCUUGUAUGAUGGAGUGGCCACAUCAGUUGACAUGGGAAAUGCAAUGGACCUGGACUUGUGUAAAACCUUUGAGACAAUGCCCCAACACAUCCUUCUCUCUGAACUGGAGAGAGGUCAGGGUUUGAUGGGUUGUUUGGUGGAUGAUAAAUCACAGGCACAAACACAGGCUUGGUUCCCAAUGAAUUGGGAGCAGCCCUGAGAAGGACUUGGGGUGCUGAGGGAUGAGAAGUUCCACGUGAGCCACCAAUAUGUGCUUGAGCCCCGAAAGCCAAACUGUGUCAUUCACUGCAUACAAAGCAGUGGGACCAGCAGGGAGGGAGGGGAUUCUGCCCCUCUGCUAUGCUCUCGUGAAAGCCCAGCUGACGUCCUGUGUCCAUUUCUGGUGUCCUCAGAAAAGGAAGGACAUGGAGCUGUUGGAAUGGAUCCAGAGGAAGACACGGAGAUGGUCUGAAAUCUGGAGCAGCUCCCAUAUAAGGACAGGCUGAGAGAGUUUGGGUUGUUCAGCCUGGAGAAGAGAAGGCUCCAGGGAGACCUUAGAGCAGCUUCCAGUUCUGAAAGGGGCUCCAGGAAAGCUGGGGAGGGGCUCUUGAUCAGGGAGUGCAGGGAGAGGAUGAGGGGGAAUGUUUUUGAGCUGAAAGAGGGGAGAUUGAGAUGAGAUCUUAGGAAGAAAUGUUUUCUUGUGAGGGUGGGGAUGCCCUCAUCCAGCUUGCCCAGAGCAGUUGUGGCUGCCCCAUUUCUGGAGGUGUUCGAGGCCAGGUUAGAUGGGGCUUGGAGCAACUGCAUCCGGUUUAAAGGCAUCCCUGCUCCUGCAGGGGCUUGGAGUAUGUGACCUGUAAAGGUCCUUUCAAAUCCAAACCACUUCUUGAUUCUGUGCCCUUUUCACUACAAGGAAAUUUGCUUUUCCUACAGGCACGAAAAAUGCUGGGCCUCCUCCCAUACGUGAUGGAAGUCAUGAAUGAUGGCAAUAGCGACAUCGUGUUGAAGGCCCUGCAGGCCAUUUUAAGAGUGAUGGGUCACCUGAAGAAGAAUGAGGCCAGCCCUUUUGCUGUGCAGCUGACAGAGAAGCUCCUGCCUGUCUUUAAUCAUGUAAGGAUGAUGAUGGAGCCUGAUCCUUCAGCUCAAACCUGCCAGACCCACACAAGGCAGAAGCUUGUACUGCCCUUCCUUCCCCAGGCUCCUGUAGGAGAUUGCAAUAAGAUCUUAGGAAGAAAUGUUUUUCGUGUGAGCGUGGGGUGGCCCUGGCCCAGGUUGCCUGCUCUGGGCAGUCAUGGCUGCCCCAUCCGUGGAGGGGUUCCAGCUGACGUUGGCUUUCAGCAACCUGAUCCAGUGGGAGGUGUCCCUGCCUGUGGCAGGCAGUUGGAACUGGACGGGCUUUGAGUUCCCCGACAGCCCAAAUCAUUCUAUGAUUUUAUGAUUUGGGGGUUGUCCUGUGCAGAGACAGGAGUUUGGAUCGAUGACCCUUGUGGGUCCCUUUCAACUGAGGACAUGCUAUCAUUCCGUCCUUCAACACGGGCAGAGAGCUACUGGUGCUGAAGUCCUGCUGUCCUUCUCCCUACCAGGAGUCCUGCCAGGUGAGAGAAACCUCCAUUAUCCUCUUCAGAGAUCAAAUGAAGAAUGUGGCAUGCAGGAACAAGAAGCAGAUGAAGAAUAAUGUGUGAAUGGUCCUGGUCCCGCUCUUCUUUCAUUUGAACGAUCAAACACAGAGGGUGGCCAAGGUAUGGAGGGAACAGACACCAACACAUUUGGGCCAGGGCACGACCCAGCUUCCUAAGGCCACCAGAACAAAGCCAAGAAGAGGCGGACAUGUGGUUGUGGUGCCAUCUGCCAGCUUCUACUGCCCCACAGGCAUCCGAGGAAGCACUCCUUGCUGCAGCAGAGGUCCUCAGAUAGGCGCAGCUGAAACAUCUCAUCCAGAUGCAACAGGUGUGGAGUAUUGCAGAAUACUUGGUGAGGACAUCUGCUAAGGGUUGGACAAGGGCUGCCCCACGUGUCUGGGGGGUGGGUCUCGCCUGCCCUGCUCCAGCCUGGAGCCCACAGCCCCCUGAUCCAGUGGGAGGUGUCCCUGCCCAUGGCAGGGAGGUGGAACUGGAUGGGAUUUGAGGUCCCUUCCAGCCCAAGCCAUUCCAGGAUUCCAUGCCCAUACCCUUGUGCUCUCUCCAGGUGGUGCAGCGCAGAAGCAAGGCUGAGGAAUACUUACAUUGGAGCGUGCCAUACCUGAAGGAAGCUCAGAAAGACUUGCGAUUGGCAGCUGUGAGGUUCAUCAGUGAGCCACCACCCUCGGGUCUCUCUUUUGGGACACACUGGCCUCAGUUCCCACCAUGGCACUGGGGAGCAAGGGGAUCUGACAGAGCUCUGUCCCUAGGACUUGCUGCACAACACCUGAAGGACCAAAGCCCAGAGAAGAUGUCAAGGAUCUGCUACGUCCUUGAGCCCGUGACAGAAGACAGCAACAUCGCAGUCCGUUCCCUCACAACACAGACCAUCCUCAUCGUGAGGUGUCCAAGGCAGCAGCCAAGAGCCAAGCACAUUCUGCAAGUGCUGCCCUCCUGAGGCCUCUGAGAUAGGCAGAGGCGCUGGAGGUGCCUGCAGGGAGAGAGGUCAUGGCAUCAUAGAAUCUCGGAAUCAUUGAAGACCUCUAAGCUCAUCCAGCACAACCAUCGGCCCCACCCACCAUGCCGACUGAAGCAUGUCCUGAAGCACCACUUGA